Cantharellus anzutake is the source of this 1446-nucleotide messenger RNA. RefSeq lists its product as uncharacterized. The record is from RefSeq and is a predicted model, not a curated record. NCBI's taxonomy places the organism in Eukaryota, Fungi, Basidiomycota, Agaricomycetes, Cantharellales, Hydnaceae. Gene Ontology annotation, molecular function: protein binding. The coding region runs from base 1 to 1446 and encodes 481 amino acids. The transcript has 6 exons.
AUGAACCAAUCCAUGAACCUCGUGCGAUCCCACACUGCGUGGCUCUUGAGGCAAACUGUUAAACAGUCCAAUGUGCCCCGACCAUACGAAGAAUAUUGCUCGUCACGGAACCUUGCAAGGAAAUCGUUUGGUAUUCGGCAUGCCUCUACUGGAAGAUGGGUGAACAACUCCAAUUCCAACCCAUGGGAGAGAGAAAGCCCGAGGAUAACUGUGACCAGGAUAAUAGCUCUCUCAAUAAUUUCAUACGGGUUGUGGGAGGUCUACCAGAGGUUCACUGUUUGGCCAAGCAAAGUACGGUCAGACCUCCGUGCAGCGCUCAAGGCGCAAAGAAAAAAUGACUAUAAGCUUGCUGCAUAUUGGUUUCGAAAAGCGUUGGACGAAGUGAAGAGGUAUCAUUAUCCCGAGAAAGAACUUGGGAAAGACUAUCGAAAGAAAAUAUCGGGACUCAUGAUUGCACUCGCUUCUACCCUCGAGGAAGUUCCUGAUCUAACCGGUGCAAUCCAGGCCUACAAGGAAACAAUAACCUACCUCAGAUCUCUGCAUGGCACAUCUCGGCCCCCUCAACCAGAGGCUGGCUUAACUCCGAGAGAACGCCACCGGAUUGUAUCCAUUGCCGUCCGUCUUGGUGAACUGGCAUCGAAAAUCAAUGACACUGCGACCGAGGAGCACUAUCUUUCGUUGGCAGUUGAAGAAACACUUAGGCUAGCGAGGGAUAUGCCAGCCAAACUUGAUCUCACACAGCCAGUGCAAUCUGACAUAGACCCAAACGAUGAUAAAUGGAAGGAAGAGUUGCAAAUCCCACCGUGGAUCGAUCGGACGGAGUUUGUGAGUGUGUUCGAGAGACUUGCAGAAUUCUACGGUCGACAAGGAAACCUCGCCUUCGCUGUUCCACUUUAUAUCCGAGCCAUCUCAUCUUUGUUCCCGAGUCCUAAUGAUGAGGCUUUUGGAAGUCUUGGCCCAAUCCUUUCAUCCAUCUCUCACCCUUCAUCAAAACUCCCAUCCCCUACCAAUAUCUGCCGAGCUGCGCAAUUAAUGACCAAUGUGGCGUGUCUUUUUGCGACCGCUGCACCAAGGACUCCUGGUGGUUCUUCGACAUUUAAUCCCCUCGAAUUUAAAGAUAGCUCCCCUGAAGGUUCGGCGAGCAGUGCUGAGCAUGGUCAUUCGUGGUCCGACCGAGACCAAGCGAGGAUCUGGGCCUCUCGCGCCACAGAAGUUGCCCAAAAGGCUAUCAAUGACAUGUCUGCCAAAGAAAGAAAAGGCGAAGCAGGGCUCGAAUGUGGGAUCGUUCUUGCGCAUGCAUUGCAUUCGGUGGGAAUGCUUUCGGACAACCCAAAGGAGGAAGAUCCUAUUUCGAGGGGUCACUGGCGGAAGCUCAGAAAGCCGGAUUCCAAGAGGGAGUGGAUGAGGCAAAGUCCGCCUUACGACGCCUUGGUAGAUAAUAAAUAA